Molecule: messenger RNA, 2304 nt
Organism: Spirodela intermedia
Lineage: Eukaryota; Viridiplantae; Streptophyta; Magnoliopsida; Alismatales; Araceae
Source: the annotation of a GenBank genome assembly
AUGGCUUCCUCCAGCGGGAGCUUGGAGACCACAGGGAAUUCCCGUGGAGUUCCCUUCUCCUUCUCCGCUCAGUUCCCGACCUCCUUCUCCGACCUCCUCCGAGGAAACGACGACGAGGAGAAGGAAGACCGUUUGAAGCUGCCCCAGGCGAGCGGAGGCUUUUCCGACAGGAACUCUGGCGGCGGCGGUGCCUCAGGGGGAGGGUUGUCCAAGUUCAAGUCCCAGCCGCCCCCAUCGCUGCCGCUAUCCCCGCUGCCGAUUUCUCCCUCUUCCUACUUUGCCAUGCCGCCCGGCCUCAGCCCCUCGGAGUUCUUGGACUCCCCCGUCCUCCUCUCCUCUUCUAAUGUAACCUCCCAGCCACUUAAAUCCUACAUGGGUCUUGCAUGAUUUUUCCUAUUCAGUUAACGGACGCAAACGCCCAACGUUUUCUUAAAAGCUCGUUAAUUCAUCUCUCUCUCUCUCUCUCUCUCUCUCUCUCUCUCUCUCUUACAUGAUACGCCGAAUCCGAUUCAUAAUCCGGCAGGAAUCAUUGUCUCGUUUUUGUUUUUGGUCUCCGCGUUUAUCACCGUUUUCAUUAAUUUCUUGCCUGAGAUACGAUGAAUUCAUACGGCGUUCUUCGGCUCUUAUGACAGAUCCUGCCCUCUCCGACCACUGGAACUUAUGCUGCACCGUCGUUCAACUGGAAGCCGAGCCAGAAUAGCUACCAGCAGCAUGCCGUCAAAGAGGAAGAUAAUGGCUUCGUCAAUUUCUCUUUCUCAACCCAGUUGGCGCAGGGAAAUAGCUCCGCUUCCCUCUUCCAGAGCUCCUCAGGAUCGGCUCCCGCGGUACGAUGCCUUGCAGAGAAGGAAAAUUCCACCUUUCUUCUCCUCUCUCUCUCUCUCUCUCCCUAUCGUCGUUCUCCUCCUUUCUCCCUUGAUAUCUGGUAUCUACUGUUAUUGCGAUCGUUCUGAAGUCCUAUCUUUCUCUUCACAGCAGCAGCAGCAGCAACAGCAGCACCAUCAUUCGUGGAAUUACACAGAACCCGCCAUCCGGGCAUCCGAUUUCUCCGGUGUGACGGCCGCGGUCAAACCCGAGCUUCCCCCCUCGAAGAGACACAGCUCCCCCGAGAUUGCGUCCUCCAUGACCUCCAACAUACAUAGCCUGCAGACCCAGAAAGAACAGAGAUCGGACGAUGGCUACAACUGGAGGAAGUACGGGCAGAAGCAGGUGAAGGGAAGCGAGAACCCCCGGAGCUACUACAAGUGCACCUACCCCAGCUGCCCGACCAAGAAGAAGGUGGAGAGGAAUCUGGAAGGCCAGAUCACCGAGAUCGUCUACAAGGGCGCUCACAAUCACCCGAAGCCUCAGUCCACGCGGAGAAACUCGUUAUCUCAAAUCGUUCAGCAGACGGCCUCCACAGAGGAAUCGGACCAUUCUUUCGGCGGCCGUGUAGCCCCUCCCAUGGACUCCGCCGCCACGCCGGAAAACUCCUCCGUUUCCUUCGGCGACGACGACUUGGAGCUGAGCUCUCAAAGGAGCAGGUCUGGUGGGGAGGACUUCGAUGACGACGAACCAGACGCCAAGCGCUGGUAAGCUUCUGCCCAAAGGACCGACGAAGAUCAUACUGUUCUUGACUUCAUGCAGCACCGGUCUUAACUUGCACCUCUAUCCUCCGUUGCCUUCAGGAAGCAAGAAGGAGACGGUGAGGGGAUCUCCGGCUCCGGGAACAGAACAGUGAGAGAGCCAAAGGUCGUCGUCCAGACCACCAGCGACAUCGAUAUCCUAGACGAUGGGUAUAGAUGGAGGAAGUACGGCCAGAAGGUGGUCAAGGGGAAUCCCAACCCGAGGUUCGCCACUCCUCCGCGAGCUACUAAAACCUCCUUCUAGGGUUAGAACCUAACUAGUCGCUUCUUCUACAUUCGCAGGAGCUACUACAAGUGCACCAGCAUGGGAUGUCCGGUGAGGAAGCACGUCGAAAGGGCGUCGCAUGAUACGAGGGCAGUCGUCACGACCUAUGAGGGGAAGCACAACCACGACGUCCCCCCAGCUCGCGGCAGCGGGGCGCAGCAGCUCAUCCGCUCAUCAACGGAGAACGGUAACAUCACCAUGGCCAUUCGGCCCUCCGCCACCGCCGGCGGCUCCCACUUUCGCGGGACAGGAGACCAAGUUGGCCCCGCGGCCGCCGCCCUGGAGUUGCGCCAGGCGGCGCCGGAGAAGAGCCACGCCUACCUGCCGGCGGCCUCCACCUACGCAAACUACCCGCAGCAGAACAGGGGGUUUCAUGCUCCCGCCGACGACGGAGGAGACGAAGGACGAAGUUCUUAG